AUGACUCUUUACUUCGGCGGUCGUAUUCUCACUAUGGUUGGAGAGACGGCGCAGUAUGUCGAAGCUGUCGUGGAAAAAGACGGUAAAAUAGCCUUCACUGGAAGCCUAGCAAACGCCGAAGCUUUAUUCCCUGACGCGGCCAAGCUCGACCUCGAAGGCCGAACCAUGAUGCCAGGACACAUUGACCCUCAUCUUCAUCCUUCCAUGGCGGCCCUGAUUUUGAGAAUGGAUUUCAUCACCCCGUUCGACUGGACUCUUCCAAGUGGUUUGUACAAAGGCGUAAGGACCCAAGAGGAAUACCGAAGUCGCCUCAACGAUCUGAUUAAUGCAAAAGCCAAGCCCGACCAGCCUCUAGUAACUUGGGGAUAUCACCAGUAUUUUCAUGGCGAUAUGAGCAGAGAGAUCAUAGACGGAAUCAACAACACCGCCAAGAACGCACCAGUCGUGGUGUGGCACCGAAGCUUUCAUGAAGUGUACCUCAACACCUUCGCCCGGAACCAGCUGGACGCUGACAAGCAGGAGGAACUGAAGAAUAACCCGCAAGUGGAAUGGGAUCUCGGUCACUUCUUUGAGAUGGGUUUGGAUGCUCUAAUGGCCACCGAGUACUUCUCCACAAUUGUUAUGCCAAUGAUGAUGUCUGGCUACGAUGAUUUAGUGCAGGUAUAAAAUUAUAUUUUAUUGACUACAGAUUUUCACAAUUAGAAUACCGUAAAUUAUCAAACCACAGGCGUUUCAAGCUCACGUUACGUUACGUUACGAGUGUGGAAUGUAAUGUUAGGGCGCGUUUCGUUACUAAAAUCCGAGAUCAGAUAAAAAAUUCGGAUUAUAAGGAUCUUUCAUUAAGAAAUGAAACAAUGUAUCCAAAAACGGAUUAUUUUUCUUUAAUUUCCAUAGACACGACCCACAAUAUCGACGGUAUCCGUAUCGCGCAUCGCCUUUCAUUGUAUUCUUUACGGUUAGCUCAAGGGUACUGCUUUAGACAAGCCAAGUAACAGGGGCACCCAACGACAAUUUUUGGAAAAUAUGUGUUCGGAAGACGAUUUGAGAUCUAGAAUUUUCGGAACAUUUGUUGUAAAAUUUCUUGCUUGCCUGCCUCUCCUAGGAUUUUCGAACAUCUAAAAAAUGGUAUAGUUGCCCAUUUUUAACGGAUUUUUACUAAAAGGUCACCUAGAAUUUUCGGGAGCCUUUUUUCUGACCGAAAUUUUCGAAAAGGUAAGUUUUGAUCCCUCUAAUUUUCGGAUCACUAGACUUUCAGCUAGGAAAUCCAAACAGAUGAAAAAUUUUUAGGGGAUAAAAAUAUGCCUAUAUCUACCGCUUAAAUACUAAAAUACGUUCAGCAAUGCUAUGUAUGUUUCAGUGGUUUUAAACUAUAUUCCCGUUGGGUGCCCCUGAAGUAAAGAUGCGUCUCGCGGUGAUUUUGUUACCUCUGCGUCCUGCGACGCAUAAAAAUUGUCGAAGGCACAAAAUAAUUAAUGACAUUCCUGAUACGCGUCCUUUACUAGGAAGCAAAGAACGAUCGAUCGAUCUCGGGGAUCAUGUGUGUUAGAGUUUUCCGAUUAAACUGAAUUGGAAAGACCUUUUCCGCCUUUUUAGGUAAUAAGAAGCAAAGUGGUGUUUGAUUCAAUUUGCACAAUACAAUUGCAGUAGUUAUUCAUUGUUUAAAAGCAGUUUGAGUUUAAAGCAUCACGAAUACCUGCGAAUACACAAGGUGGAAUGCAAACUUAUUUUUUGUAUGAAAAAUCUGCUUCAAAGCAAACAAAGCUACCAAGGGUAGCAACAACAACGAGCUUUAUUCACAUGACCAUACGAGUACAUACACUAUUGCAAAAGUUAUUUUUAGGAAUCAAAAUUACAUCAUAGGGCAAUUACGUUACUUUGAUAAUAAUUUGUCACGAACAUCAACAGGUAGCAGCAUUGGAAAAUACUGUGAUAGUAGAAUUUUAUCAAUAAAGUACUCAAAAUAUCACAGCACAUGUAUGGCAGAGUAUACCCCUCUAUAGUGGAGGCGGUUUCUCAAGAGCACCUCCUGGUGAAAUAGGUUUCAUGAAAAAAUAUUUUUCAAAGCCAGCGAGAAAAUAAACUUAAAUCAUGCAUAGUAGACUAGAAACGUGAGAUCAAGUGGUUUUACAUUUUCACAUAUGAUUUGUGCAUUCUGUUUUCUGACAACUUAUUCAAUUUAUGUGGGCUCUCACUUGUGAAAUGCGCUCGUAGAUUUAACCUAAAAGAGUUAGUUUUGACUUAGUGAAUAUUUUGACUGAGCGGGAAAAUGUGUUCCAUACAAGUGCAUUUUCCCCUAAAUCUGAAAAACUCUAUUUGAAGAAAUAUCCGCCCCGUUCGCGUAAUUUCUGUGGCAAUUAUUAUGGCUGUUGUUUAACGAUGCAUAUUUCUUUUCGCCUUUGUUGUGCUUUAAAACAGGGGCCCCCAACGACGGUUUCCUUAAACAUAGGCACGUUAAACGUGCAUGAGCUAUUUUGAAUACUUCGGUGUAACCUUACCAAGAAUGAUGAAUCUACCUUUUUCAUCCUAAAUGUAGAUUUGGUUUUUGCGCGAAAUUGGGUAUUGCGCUACAUAAAUGAAAACGCGAAACGCUCAGCUGAGUCGAUCCUCAACCUAUAUAUUCACUUUCCUCUGUCUUUCCCUGUUACAUCUGGUGCAAGUUGAACAAAUUGUUAAAGUAAAAUAAAUUUAUACUCACCAAACGUUGAUUAGAAGGAAAACUCUACGGUUUCCUCGAAGUUUCUUAAGCCAAAAUGUGACUCAUCGAAUACUGGUACUGAGUAGUUACGAAAUACAAGGAUUUUUAUGAUUGUGGUAGAUAGUUGCAUCAUCAUAAUUCACGAGGUUUUCACGUGCGAUUCUACUCAGUGAAACAGUCUUUAACUCCGACAACUUAUUUCAUGUUUUAAAAGCUAUUGCUUCUUAAAAGACAAGAGCCUUUUUUAAGGCAUUGGUUACAAAACGAAAUAGGUCUUCAUACGUCCAAGUUACUAUUUAUCAUUGUGAAAAGCCAAUCUGCAUGAGAUGUACAGUCACACAGCUGGCACGUGAAAGUGUUGGACUUUACCCCCUUUCGUGGUUUGUACGUGAGGGAAUUCGAGUUAUCACACAGUAAUCUAGUAAACAGAAUUAUAAAAAUAACUCUUGCACACAAUUUGCACGUGAAGAUGUUGGUCUUUGGCCCUUUUACAAUUCGUACGUAAAAAAAAGGCAAAUUGUUUACUACAAAAGUUUCUCAAAAGAUUUUAAGAAAUCACCUCGGCUUCAUUACAACAUCUGCAAUUAAAUUAUGUUUCAUGCAACGUCAAGGUUGAUAACCUAACAUUUAUUAACAUUUGUGAGACAAUCUUUAACUCCGACAACUUAUUUCUUCAUGUUUUAAAAGCUAUUGCUUCUCAAAGGCAAGAGCGUUUUUUAGGGCAUUGGUUACUAAACGAAACAGGUCUUCAUUCGUCCAAGUUACUAUUAUUAUUGUGAAAAGCCAAUCUGCAUGAGAUGGACAGUCACACAGCUGGCACGUGAAAGUGUUGGACUUUGCCCCCUUUCGUGGUUCGUACGUGAGGGAAUUCGAGUUAUCACACAGUAAUCUAGUAAACAGAAUUAUAAAAAUAACUCAUGCACACAAUUUACAUGUGAAGAUGUUGAUCUUUGGCCCUUUUACAAUUCGUGCGUAAAAAAAAAGGCAAAUUGUUUCACUACAAAAUUUUCUCAAGCGAUUUUCAGAAAUCACCUCGGCUUUAUUACAACAUCUGCAAUUAAAUUAUGUUUCAUGCAACGUCAAGGUUGAUAGCCUAACAUUUAUUAACUUCCAAGAAAAUUAUCAAACUGCCGAAAUAUAUUUCUACUUGUAUCAUGUUACUCCACUCAAUACAACAGUAUCUAAUUAUUGUGUCAACUAGCUUCUUCCAAUUUUAUUCCCUAACGCUACUGUUUUUACUUAAGUUACGCGUCUUUACUAAAUAAAAUACGUUUCAGAAACUAUAAUACUUAGUAUGCAGGAAGGAUGUAUCAUGUUGUUCACUUAUUAUUCUUUUUUUUUUGUUUUGCCAGAACGAAAAAGGUCUGUUGAACUUUGUAAGCGAGAGAAUAAUAUUUUUAAAGCUUGUUUACAGGAUUAACAAUACUCGGUACAGCUUUCACAAAAAUAAGCUGCCUUUUUAAACUUCUAAAACCACAUUUUAUAGGGCGCAUACUUUCGAAUUAAAGUCUAUAUCUAAAUAUCAAUUAUUGCUUCAUUGGAAGAGCUUUGAAAAUAUAUGAUCUUUUAUACUCUACCCAGUUGUAGCAGGUGAAACAGAACUCAUACUGACGUGCGUUGUACUGAUAGCCGAAUUAGGUUAGAAAUGCCUUGAAGCAGCAUCCAUACUAAAAUAUGAACCCUUAAACAGCUGCAUCAUUGUACACAGCGUUUGAAUAAUGAAGAUAUUUAAUGUAAUUCUUCCAAACACCUCUAGCCGUAAUAAAAGGCGAAAAAAUUGUGAAGAAUAAAGAUGGCGGUCUCAAAGUGCCCUUGUUCGACCUUUACCAAUGUCAUGUUUAAGUAGAUGCUAAGAUCUCAUUGGUUCCUAAGCAUCAACUAAUAGUACCUUCAACCUUAUUGGCUCUUGCAACAAACAUCCGAACAUACAAAGUUACAAAGAUACAAAGAUACAAAGCCACAAAGAUACAUACGCUCACACCACUGACAUAUGAGCUAUUUUUUCAAAAUAGCUCAAAAAUACGUUGAAAACACUUUUUAGGUUAUCCAGAGCACUUUUAGAUCUCUAGAAGUGCGUUCUAAGCGGCGCUACAAAAUUUUUAUCUGUUCGGUCAUCCUUUUCGAAAUUAAAGGGGCUUCAGUAUUAAUUUUCCGAAAAUUUGAGGUGUAAUUUAACGUUUUACGAAAGUAAGAAUUUUUCUGAUUCCUCUCUCCAUCACAUUUUAGAAUCCGAAAAUUAUAGGUUUCCUUUUUCUGGGAAAAUUGUGUAACCUGGGUAGUAAAGUAUGAAAAAUUAAACUUCAGAAAAUCGUAGGGAAUUUAUUACGAAUUGUACAUGAAUGGAAAGUUCAUCUAGAAAUUUUUAAGCCGCUCCCAAGCAAAAGAAAAUUCUACGCAAUACUUUCUUCUCCGAAAAGAUAUUUUACAGAAAACAGUACUUGGGUGCCCCUGUUUAAAAUAGAAGGACUAUAAUGCGACUAUAAUUUAAUUUCAAUAUACUGUAAGAAAGGGACAUGGGGAUUUACGGUAUUGCGGUAUUGAGCUUUUUUUCAAGCGGUAUUUGGUAAUUUUGAUUUAAUGUGCGGUCAUUUUGCUGGCGUGAGGUCUACAUUUGGAAGAUUUCAACAUAUAUUCCAAAAAAUCUUGAAUAUUCAUGACCUUGUUGUGGGUCUCUUUGUGAUGGGAAGACUAAUUGAAACCAUGAAAAUAAAUGUUUCUAUGUGGAAACUUCGCUCUUAAACCAUUGCAAAUCGGAGAAAUCAUGUCAAAUAACGAGAUAAUGUAAUUUUCUUACUUUUAUUGGAAAUCGAGUGAGAAAAAAGCCGAAGAGAAAACGAUGGAAUCUGCCAUAACUGCGAUAUUGCGUGAUGCUUCUGGAAAAAAUGCAUCAUAGGAUAUAUACUAUUCGAUCGUCGUCUGCGGAUCACGUAUCCAAAGUAUCCGGUGUGGAUCAUUUGGAUCAAUAAUCAGUUGUUGGAUUUAAGUAAAGAAACGAACUAUCCGUUUUUGGAUUAAAAAUACGGAUUUGGAUUUUAGUAAAGAAACGCACCCUUAGUAUAUCCAUGGAACUGACCUAAUUUGACCUGUUACCAUGCCCCCCCGGGGCAUACCCCAGGGAUUUGCAUGUUUUUUCCUGGUGGUCACACCAUCCCAGGGCACACAGAAGGAGACAAUUCGCCACUCCCUAUCUCCUGAUCGACUUCAUAUAAGUUUUUUGAGGGUAUAUCAAUACAAUAGCAAAACGAGACGUUUUCUGAACUUUUUCUAGAGUCUAUUGACAGAAGAAUAAUACAUUUACGGCGUUACAACGUGAACAAUACAUUUGAAAGAACACUUUAUAAGAACACUUGACCGAAUCUCUGUUUACUAUAUAUAGCCUUGUACCCACUUUCAUCCAUCUUUUAAAGUUGUCUUAGUUUUAAACUAGAAUGAAGAAAUAUUUCUUUGUUUCUUUUGCAAAACAAAGGCAUUCAAGUACCAGGGGCGGAUCCAGGAUUUUUUUUUUAGGAGCGGGUGUACUCGUCUCUUGCUCUACUUCAACACCAAUAAACCACAUAGUUUUUUUUUUUGCAGAAUACCAGUUGUAUUAGGAAACCACAGGUAAUCUCAGGGGAGGGGUGCACCCCCCAGAUCCGCCCCUGAGUACGCACCAUUCGCUAGCAUAUUCGCUUGAAAUUUUAAAACAUACCUCCAAAUACGGACUUUAAUUUUGAGAGCUCAUUCCUCUUCAACCACUCUAAGAAAAAUUCCUGCAUUUUCUCUUAAAAAUACAUAGUCUUAAGUUCCAAAGCUUCGUGCAAACCACGUGAGACAGGAGCCGAUUACAAAAGUUAUUUUUGAUUUGCCCCAGCCCAUACCCCCGGGACAGGACCGCUUCAAACAAUUCCCCACCCACUGGCCAGAAAAGCUGGACUUGUGGUAACACGUCAAAUUAAGGAAACACACCCUUACUUUCACACAAGAGAGUCGGUGUCGCGUUACAGGCGACCGUUGAGACGUUGUAUGAGAAUUAAUAUACCGAGGUCUGCGAACGCUAAAUAUCAUUAUAUUUUACCUUUUCGUCUAUAAAAUGAAUCAGGGAGAGUUACCAUUGAUGUAUUCCUGUGAUUUUUGGUGUGAAUUCAUCGAUUUAGUCGUUCUUUUUGCUGUUAUGGUGUUCCCCCGUGUAACUCCCUUCAAGUUUUACAGGGGUCACACAAUAAAAAACGACUAAAUCGAUUAAUUCGCACCGAAAAAACACAGGAAUACAUCAAAGGUAAGUCUCCUUUAUUUUUUGAAGACGAAAAGGUAGAGUAUAAUGAUAUUUAGCGUUCGCAGACCUCAGUAUUUUCCGGGAUAGACUGUUCACAGUCCCCUAUGUUUUCGUGAGAUAGUUUAGAUAUACCGCGUCUUACCGCCACGGCUAUCUUGAUUUGCAAAUGUACCGAGGGGGCGAGCGUCGGGGAUUAUAGCUCUAGGUGUGUUCACAGUCUCCUAUUUUUUCGUGAGUUCGUUUAGAUAUACCGCGUCUUACCACCACGGCUAUCUUGAUUUUCAAAUGUACCGAGGGGGCGGGCGUCGGGGAUUAUAGCUCUAGGUUUUUCUCGCUUCCUCCCAAACCGCUCCCCGCCCCCUAAGUAGUUUUGACACUCAUGCAAGAUGGCAGGCCCUAACGUAGCCUGCGAACCGCAGACGCAUUUCCGGUCGUCGCUUCUCUCCCUCCGAAAAAUAGCUAUUUUUCGGAGGGAGAGAAGCGACGACCGGAAAUGCGUCUGCGGUUCGCAGGCUAGCCCUAACGCAGAGCGCUCGAUCUCGACGAUCUUACGGAAAAAUAGAGGACUGUGAACAGUCUAUUUCCGGGAGUAUUUUAUUCUCAUAAAACGUCUGACCCGUCGCCUGUAACGUGACACCGACUCUCUUGUGAGAAAGUAAAUUUACAUCCCACACUCGGAAAGUGAGCUUGGGACACCUGUGCUAUACCAGGCAACUUUAUAAUGGGGGGGGGGAAUACUUCCUUAUAAGAGGCUAAUGGGGAUGUGUCGGUGGAUGGGGUCGCAUUUUCACGCCUGGAUUGACUAAAAUGGGGUCGCACAUUUUCGGAUUUUGGGGGUAAAAAGAUUCUAUUAAGUAGGGAUUCAAAAUGGGAAGAUUCUCGGUUAAAAAGGUCCGAAAGUUGUUGUUUAUUAUUAGGUAUAAAGUAAAGUGUUCUUCACUCAAUUUAAAAGUGUGUCAAUCAAUUGGAAAUAAGGUAGAUGCAAAACUAAAAUAGGGAUCGCGAAAAUUAUAUUUGCCCAAAAGUGACCAAGACGGGGUCUAUAAUUGGCCACAGAACAGACUAUAAUGGGGUAGGGGCGCCGAGCCGCUUGCAGCACAUACACAGCAAAUUAACCAAAAAAUUAACCAAAGUACCUCCCCCCUCCCCUCUCCAAGCUUUAUAAACACAUCCUUGUUGUGGAUCACAUUUGUUCGACUUUCUUUCUGCUGCGGCUGCUAAUCUCAUAAAUUUUUAACCGGACUCGACUCUAGUUGAUCACUUGUUUUCACGCGACAAUAAAUCACACAUGGGGCACUGAUAAAAGCAAAGCUGUGAUUGGAGGAGUUACCGUACCGUAAACGUGCCGCGAACACCUUCCAGGAAAUGAGAGCUGAAACAGGAAUGUGGUUCGAUUCCUAGCAAAUAUCAAGAAAGUUAAUAAUUAGCAGAGUGUUCAGUCAAUCCGAUUGAUACGCGUAAGCCGUCCAGAGAUCAAUGUCGCCCUUUCAAAUCUUAACUUCGAUGUCAGAAUACUCGCUCAGAGUCAUAGAGUCCACAAUACUGUUCAUUUUGAUAUAAAAAAUUUUUUGCUUAAAAACAUUGAAAGAAAUUUUAAAAAACGUGACGUUUCGACGUUGUCGGACGUCGUUAUCAAGUCAAAAGAAAAUAGAAUUUGAAUGUUCUAUAAAUACAAGAGAAAAAAAUAAUACGUCAUUAAAAAGAAAAGUAACAUAUCAAAAUACUGUAUGUUACUAGUUAAACAAAGAGUUUUUUAAAACAUAUUCUAAAUGUGUUAAAAAUUGCUUCUUUUUGAACUGUUGAUCUUGUUACUUUUUUUGUCCGGGUGGGAAGAGGGGGUGGCAUUUCCUUGCAUGGCCUAAGCAGGUAUGUGCCGCUGAACCGGGUAUGGGUUUAAGAGUCUAGAGUCUUAAACAGGGGAUACGAUUACACUAUUUAGUGUCUUGAACAGAGUGUCCUUUUUUGACAUGAAGCCUUAAACAUGGACGAAAACGUUUACAUUUUUAUGCCGGUGCACGAUCUACAUGUGUAGAGCCAACAAUUUUUCUCCAAAAAAUGCAAAUGUGCAAAUCCCCCGGGGGGUCCCCUAAGAUGGCCGCUGAUACCGUAAGUGCAAAGUUAAAUGAUUUGUCUGUUUAUUUGGGUUAUGCAGAUUGUUCACCACAACGGGCUCACCGCCGUUGCUGAUCUAGAGUUUCCUUUGGUAAAUGAAGAACUGGAGCAACAAAAGGCCGAGGAGAUUCUGAAGAACAAGAAGAUCUCACAUUUCUCUACCUACUUGGUUCCCAGUGCUCGAAAUUACUCUAAGAUGUAUGGCGGAGACAACCAGAAGGCUAUAGAGCACAUCCAAGAUCUCGCAAAGAAAUUAAGUGACGAUCAACUGGUUCUCUACAACAACCAUGUCAAAUGUCUUUGUGACGGAGCGUUCUAUUCACAGCUGAUGCAGAUGAAAGACGGAUACAUAGACGGACACGAUGGUCAGUGGAUCAUGCAGCCAGAAGAACUGGAGGAAACCAUGCGGGUUUACUGGAGAAAUGGCUUUCAGAUCCAUGUACACACCAAUGGAGACCUUGGCAUGCAGAAGCUGCUGGAGGUCGUGGAAACCCUCAACAAGGAGUCCCCGAGAGAAAACCAUCGAGUCACAGUGGAGCAUGCUGGUUACUUUACUGAAGACCAAGCUGAUAAAAUCGCUCAGUUGGGCUUAUUGGUGUCUGCAGCCCCUUACUACUUCUACACACUGGCUGACAAGUAUAGCGAAGAUGGUCUCGGAACUGCAAGGGCUCAAGCCAUGGUUCCAAUGAAAUGGCUCUUUGACAGGGGCGUGGUUACAGCCUUCCACUCCGACUUCACUAUGGCACCGUCGGCGCCUCUCCUGCUGGCCUGGAGUGCCAUCACCCGCGUUACAGCAGACGGGAACACGUACAGAGAAGAUCUCAGGGUGACACCCUAUCAAGGCAUGCUGGCCAUCACCAAGAACGCCGCCAUAAUCUUGGGCACUGACGACAUCAUGGGCACCAUUGAAGGAGGAAAACUCGCCAAUUUUACAAUCCUGGAGCAGAACCCACUAGCGGUGGAGCCGAUUGACAUCAAAGAUAUCAAAAUCUAUGCUUCAGUUUACAAAGGGAAAAUGUACAUGACAAGCAAGACGAGAGUCUAA
This is a messenger RNA of Porites lobata, 10104 nucleotides long. The record is from the annotation of a GenBank genome assembly. Lineage: Eukaryota; Metazoa; Cnidaria; Anthozoa; Scleractinia; Poritidae.